Molecule: messenger RNA, 549 nt
Organism: Miscanthus lutarioriparius
Lineage: Eukaryota; Viridiplantae; Streptophyta; Magnoliopsida; Poales; Poaceae
Source: the annotation of a GenBank genome assembly
AUGGUGCGGACCCGGGAUGCGCCGCCUCCUCUCGGGGUCUGUGCCGCCACCAUUGCUGCCACGUUCUUCCGAGAAGCCAUCGUCACCGCGUUGGUCGUCGUACUUGGCGUCGCUGGAUGCUUCAUCGACACAUCAAGUCAGAAUUGGAAUCGCAAUCGAAUCUCGAAGACACCCGUUCGGAUUCCAUGGCGACCUGACCUCGCCGAGGUGGACAACGCUCCUGACCUCACCGGGCACGAUCAAGCAAGCGUCAAUGCUGGAUUGCCUAUUGGACCUUCUGUCAGGGUUCAUACUUUGGUUCAUGGCAUAUACACUAUGAAAAAGCUGAACAAGCACAACUAUCCAAUUGGAAAGCGCAUGCAACAAGUGGGAAUAAUGAUUUUCGCAUUAGUAAUGGGCACACUUGGCUUCCAAGUGCCGAUUGAAUCAGGGCACCAACUCAUAACUCAGAUUGUGCUCUACAUUGACGUGGGCACACUGAUUGGCAAGUCCAAGUCCGGCAGCGGAGUACCUGAUGAAGCUCACAUAACUGAUCUGGAACCACCAUGA